AUGACUGAUGCGAAAUGUGCUGAAGUUCUGGGUGUUUCUGGUACCACAGAGUGUGAUAUGCGCCAUAAAGCCUCCUCUAACAGGGAUAAUGCUGUCAUCAUUCCGAUGCUACUUUACACGAUUAUGGAUCGAAGAAAACGCAAGGUGAAAAAGAUUCGAAAGAAAACUUUUAAAUGGAGAAGAAACGUUUUGUCCAUGGCUCGGUUUUUCAAAAGGCAAAGGAACUACGGCUUCAGUCAUUGGAAACAUUCAACUGAAAGUGAAUUGGAUUAUGAAAAUUCUCCUGCCCACAAGAAAAGUGCUGCUGAUUUGAAACAGAGAGCUAAGAAGUCUGGACGAAUUGAUAAAGAACUAGCUACUGAAUUAGAAAAUGAAAUAUCGUAUUGUCGAAAUGUGUUGCGUCGGGUUGUAUCUAUAACGAAAUGUCUAGCGUCUCGUCGUAUUUCAUUUCGUGGAACAAAUGAAAAAUUCGGUUCUGUCAAUAAUGAGCACUUUCUUAUGCUUACGGAAUUACUUUCUGAAUUCGAUCCUUUCAUGGCAAAACACAUAAAUGAUUUUGGGAAUAAGGGAAGUGGAAGUACGAGUUAUUUGUCAAAAACCGCAUACGUGGAAGCUAAUGGCCAACCUGUUGAACGGUUCUUAUUUUUAAUCGAUAAUGCAGGGCAUAAAUCAGAAGAUUUAACUGAUAUCGUUUUAAUAGCAUUACAACAUCUUAAACUGGAUAUUAAACAUUGUAGAGGGCAAUCGUAUGACAAUGCGAGAAAUAUGUCAGGACAAUAUUCCGGUAUUGAAGCAAAUAUCAAACAGAGAGUUGUCCCGAAGCAUCCUUUUUUUGCAAAAGUUCAAGCCCAAGGACAAUCGAUGACUUUAAAAUCCCUAUCUUUUACAAGAUGGUCAGCUCGUGCUGAUCCCGUUUAUGUAGUAAAUAAAUGUUCACCUCAAAUUAUAGAAUCAUUGAGCGCAAUUAAAGAUAAUUUUCAUGAAAACGCGAUCGCGAGUCAAGAAGCAAAAGGCAUUCAAAUGCAACUAGAAAGGCUCGAAAUUUCGUUCCUGCUUUCUUUGUGCGAUUUUUUGCUGACACGAUUCGAUUUAGUCAACAAAAAACGGCAAGACGUCAAUUUGAGCAUCGACGAAGUUGUUAAGCAGUAUCGAGCUCUGAUUAAAGACACUCGAUAA
Molecule: messenger RNA, 1176 nt
Organism: Belonocnema kinseyi
Lineage: Eukaryota; Metazoa; Arthropoda; Insecta; Hymenoptera; Cynipidae
Exons: 5
Coding region: 1-1176 (391 amino acids)
Source: RefSeq, a predicted model, not a curated record